AUGGACACCUCGGAGCCCAGCAGUGCGACGGAGGAGGAGGAGGAGAAGGUGACGGCCGAGCAGCGCCCCAGGACCCGCUCCAACCCCGAGGGCGCCGAAGACCGCACCCUGAGCGCCCAGGCGAGCGUGGGCAGCCGCAGCGAGGGGGAAGGGGAGGCGGCCAGCACGGGGGACAGCCCCCAGAGCGCCACGGCCACCAAUGGGAAAGGCUGGCCUCCCACAGUCCCGCCCACAGAAUUCCAGGUCAGGACGCCACGGGUCAACUGCCCUGAAAAAGUGGUGAGUAGCUUAUUCUGUCCUCGACUUUUUCACGCCAGCCCCAACUUGGUCCCCUGAGCUCAUCCUAGAAGAGGCGGUUUUAGAGAUUUGUUGGGCAGUUUGGGAUAGCUCAGUUGGUAGAGCAUGAGACUCUUGAUCUCAGGGUGGUGGGUUUGAGCCCCGCGUUGGGCAUUGCACGGGGUUGGGAUGGAUGACCCUCGGGGUCCCUUCCAACUCUACAAUUCUAUUGUUCUACGGAUAUUCUUGAUAUUCUCUCUCUCUCUCAGAUCAUCUGCCUUGACCUCUCGGAGGAAAUGUCCCACUCGAAACUGGAGUCGUUCAACGGGUGAGUGGCCUUGUCCCUUCUGGUCGGCCGACAUUUUUCUGUUGCGGAACUACAAUGUUUUAUUCUGUUUUUUAUCUGUUGGGAGUUGCCCAAAGUGGCUGGGGAAACCCAGCCGGAUGGGCGGGAUAUAAAUAAGAAAUUAUUAUUAAUAUUAUUUUCUGUUUCACGUUGUGAUGGAAGUUCUUUUUUAAAAAAGUUUUUUUUAAUUUGCAAUUUCAACAUGUCAAAAUAUCAAAACAUCUCAUAUUCCCCCCUUUCCCCCCCACCUCCCCAUCAAGCCCCCCCAAGACUUCCCUUAGCUCCUCUCUCUGCUUUUUCAACACAUAUUAUUCUCUGCAUACUAUAAAAUUGUAUAAAUCCUUAUAUUAUCUAUCUGCUAUGUUAGCAAUCAAUAAAUCUCUGUGUGUACAUUCAGAAGCUGCCAAGGAGUCCAAUUCAUUUUGUUGUCUUUUUAAAGUAAUUUGUAAAGAGUUCCCAUUCUUCUUUGAAGUCACAGUUGUCCUUAUCUCGCAAUUUAUAUGUGGGCAUAUUCUCUCUCUCUGGAAGGUCAAAAACCAAUGCUCUGAACAUCUCCCAGAAGAUGAUAGAAAUGUUUGUCCGGACCAAGCACAAAAUCGACAAGAGCCACGAGUUUGCGCUGGUGGUGGUCAACAACGACGUCACCUGGGUACGUUUCUGUCUCUUUUCUCUGACCACCCAUUUGACUGCAGGCUGCUCAGGGGUUGCGGUUUUUAUUGUCCCCCCCAACUGUGGCAGCUUCUGACCUGCCUCGUCACAUUUCGCACAACAGUUGUGUUUCUUUGCCCAAGCCCUUUAGCCCUGGAAUUGGAGGAGAUGCUAGAAUCGUAGAAUUGUAGAGCUGGAGGAGACCCCUAAGGGCAUAGCUGUCAACCAUCCCUUAUUUGGCGGGAAAGUCCCUUAUCCCAGCGCCGUGUCCCGCUGCUGUCCCUUAUUGAUGAUGUCCCUUAAAUUUCCCAGGUUUCAAAGGAAGCAGCUCCUCUCCCUCCCUCCCUGCCGGCCAGGGAGGAGGGAGGCUCCAACUGUGUUGUUUGGCUGCGCUGCUCACCCAAUAAGGAGUCUAAGAACGACUGGAGGGUGGAGCUUGCAUGCCUUGUGCCGAUCAAAUCGGCCGCAUUGCCUGGGGACUCGCCUUUGCUCAGCGCUUCCCAGCAGAGAGGUGACGGUGGUUUUCCUUGCUGCAUCCCCUUUGCUGGGUUGCUGCGCUGUGGGAACCACCGCUUGAGGCUUCGUUUGGCUGCUGGCUGGGCUUUCUGCCUUUGGCUCGGAGGGGCUCAGAAGUUGAACAUACCUGUUCUCUGAAAAUCCCUUAUUUUGGCUGCUGAUUCCUUAUUUUCAAGGCUGCUGGUCCCUUAUUUUCAAUUCUGUAAGUUGACAGCUAUGCCUAAGGGUCAUCAAGUCCAACCCACGGCAAGACAGGAAUCUUUUGCCUGACGUGGGGCUACAUUAUAGGCAAUUAUAUGAGAUGUCUAAAGAAGACAACAAGAAAGGAUUUAGUUACACCAUUUCUGGAUUUCAAAAGGAAGUCAUCGAAGGGAAAGCGAAGUUGCUGAAGGGUGCAGGUAGUAUUCUGCUAGAAUGGGAAACAAAAGAUGAGGAGGUGAAAUCGGUCAUGAUCAAAUGGGCACAAGAUAUAGGACAUAACACGCAAUUCGAAGAUUGGGAAAAACUGUGAAAAACAGACUUAAAAUUUACAGAUUGUUCUCUUCUGAAAGAAAAUUACAUGAAAAUGAUGUGUAGAUGGUAUAUAACACCAGUACAGAUAGCAGAAAUGUAUAAAACUGGGUCAAACAUAUGUUGGAAAUGUAAAGAAAAGGAAGGGACCUUUUACCAUAUGUGGUGGGAAUGCAGAGAAAUUAAAAAAAAAAUGGUAAAUGAUAUACAAUGAGUUGAAGAAAAUGUUUAAAAUGACAUUUGUAAAAAGAGCUAUCUCAUGUUUUCUGCUCCAUCCCUUCGGACAGGUUGGAUGCCCUUUCCCACCUUCUCAACCUCCUUUUUUUUUUUUUGCGGGGAGGUAAAUAACCUUCCUGCUUGUAGCUUUUCCUUUGUCUUGCGAUGCUCAAGGAGUUCAGGGAUACUUUUAAAAAACAAUUUUAUAAGUUGUGCGCCCUUCUUUCUCAAUUUGAUCCUUUUACAUGAUUGCGUGUUUUUGGUGGUAUUUUGUGCAUUGUGGGUCCUGCCAUUAUUUUUAUUGAUUACAGUUUAGUAAUCCUUUAUUGUAAUUGCAAGGUGUAAACUGCUUAAUUAUUACCGUAUUUUUCGCUCUAUAAGACGCACCAGACUAUAAGAUGCACCUAGUUUUUGGAGGAGGAAAACAAGAAAAAAUAAUAUUUUGAAUCUCAGAAGCCAGAACAGCAAGAGGGAUCGCUGAGCAGUGAAAGCAGCAAUCCCUCUUGCUGUUCUGGCUUCUGGGACAGCUGUGCAGCCUGUUUUCGCUCCAUAAGACGCACACACUUUCCCCCUUACUUUUUGGGAGGGAAAAGGUGAGCCUUAUAGAGCAAAAAAUACGGUAACUGCUGAUUUUUAAUUUUACUGUUGGCUGGUGUAUUCUAAUGGAUAGCUGAAUAUUGCUUUAUUUGAUAUAAGCCGUUUAGUUUAAAGUUAAGUUUUUAUUGCGACUUUUUGUAGUGGAUCAGGCUUGCAAACUGCCUUGUGUACAGUAACAUAGAAAGGCGGAACACAAAUCAAAAGUGAAAUUAAAUGAAGAGGGAUAAUCACCUGCUUUCUGGUUCUCUUCCCCUACCCUGCCAGCUCUCUGGAUUCACCUCUGAUCCUAGAGAAGUUUGCAGCUGUUUGUAUGACCUGGAGACAGUGGUGUGCAAGUCCUUCAGUAUCCUUCUCACCGUGUGCCGGCGGAAUUGCGGCAGGCUGGGCUAGAUGACCUUUGGGGGGUCCCUAAUUUAGGGGAUUUAGGAAUCUGGACUGGGAGGGGCUGGAUACCAGCUGGGACAACAGCACACUGCGGAGAAUUAUCCACCUUAACGUUUGUCCCUCCUUGAAGAUCUCGAACGUCUUUUCAGCCUCAUGUAAGUUUCUCCUGGCGGGACGGGCUUUCGGUUGUUCCUGGGAUGUUUCAGACCCAGGGCUUCAGACAAGAAACCCUUUCCCUGGGGAUGCCAGCGGGGACUAGACCCCUGGGACCUUCUGCACUACCGCACUGUGACCCACCCCUUAAAAAUAAGGCGGUAGUCCUCAUGUUCCUGCGUGAACUGCUGAGUCGAGCAGGAAGGAUCCUGGUUGCCUUACGAACAGGGGAAGUGGGAUUUUCCCGUUGUUCCCUCUAGCUCAGGGGGCGGGCGUAGGGCUAAGGGAGCCUGCAGGAAACCUGCUAUCAGGCCAGGUCCCCGGACCCAAAUUUCCCUCCUUCUCCCUCAUCUACGCAGACAGCAGAAGACAGAACUGCCCGUGACGGAGAAUGUGCAGAGCAUCCCACCGCCGUACGUGGUCAGAACCAUCCUGGUUUAUAGCCGGCCAGCUUGCCACCCCCCUGUCACAAUCACGGAACAGAUGAAGGUGCCAGUUCCCUUUUUCUUUCUUUUUUAAUAAAUUUUUAUUUUAGUUUUUGUUGUUGUUUAGUCGUGUUAGCCUCUUCAUGACCCCCUGGACCAGAGCACGCCAGGCACUCCUGUCUUCCACUACCUCCCGUAGUUUGGUCAAACUCAUGUUGGUCUCUUCGAGAACACUUUCCAACCAUCUCAUCCUCCGUCGUCCCCUUCUCCUUGUGCCCUCCAUCUUUCCCAACAUCAGGGUCUUUUCCAGGGAGUCUUCUCUUCUCAUGAGGUGGCCAAAGUACUGGAGCCUCAGCUUCAGGAUCUGUCCCUCCAGUGAGCACUCAGGGCUGAUUUCCUUCAGAAUGGAGAGGUUUGAUCUUCUUGCAGUCCAUGGGACUCUCAAGAGUCUCCUCCAGCACCAGAAUUCAAAAGCUCUCACCUGUGGCUCCUAGAAGCUGCCAGCAGGCGGCAGUGGCCACAUCCCAGGAUUGGCUUUGACUGGCUGACUGAUCCAGGUGAGGGGAGCCGAUGGGCCUCGGACCCUCAGUGAGUUAGGGGCUUCCCCUGCAUGCGAAGACCCGCUCUGGUGGAUGGAGUGGAUGAGACCAAGUGGGCCCAGUGGUCAAGAAGGCAGUUUCUGCCCAUGCCAUAAAUAAUAAUAAUAAUAAUAAUAAUAAUAAAUUUUUAUUUAUACCCCGCCCUUCCCGGUUCAAAAACCGGGCUCAGGGCGGCUAACAACAAAUUUAAAACACUUAAUUGAUGCAACGAAAAACAGCAUAAAAUACGGUAUAAAACGUGAAUAACGGUAAAUUCAGAAUUCAAAAAUCAAUUUGGGGCAAAAUCCAUCCAAUAAACAUUAGAUGAUCACCAGGGCUAGCUGGCUAAAUUAGUCCUAUUUGGUCCAGCAAGGAGACCAGGAGAGAAUUAGCUGUGGGGUCUCAGAGUGGGUGAUCUUCAUAUAAGGAGAGGGAAGAGAAGGGAAAUAAAAGAUCAGGCUGAAUUCAAAUUAAAGGCCAGGCAGAAUAGCUCUGUCUUACAGGUCCUGCGGAAGGAGGUUAAAUCCUGCAGGGCCCUGGUCUCAUGGGACAGAGCAUUCCACCAGGUCGGAGCCAUCACUGAGAAGGCCUUGGCCCUGGUGGAGGAUAGUCUGACUUCCUUAGGGCCUGGGACUUCUAAACUAUGGUUGUUCAUGGACCUUAAGGUUAUCUGCAGGGCAGACCAGGAGAGGCGGAAGUGAGGGGCAGGUGGGGCUCAACCACCUGGGAAGGGAGCCCAUCUAGGAGAAGGAAAACUCUGGCCCUAAUCCUCCGCUGCCUCGUGUGACAUCUUCGGGAGAAGGAAAGGCUCAGGAGUAGACCCUUCGCAAAUCUGGAGUGGAGUCCCUAAGGCGGUUGGACGGUACCUUGUACGCCUGUUUUUGGCAACUCCCGCAGCCCAGCUGGUGCCAAACGUCUUUGGACCCCAUCAUCGAGGUCAAGAGGGGGUGGUGGUCCUGUCGCCCGGGCAGCCCAGGACCUCCAGACACAUUGCCCAGGCUUGCUCCCCAGGGAGGUCACUUGGGUACUGUUAGUGCGGCAGUUUGGCUUCACCCUCCGAGGUGCACUCCAUUGCAUCUUGAGACAGAUGGAUGUUGCUGUUGUUUAGUCAUUCAGUCGUGUCCGACUCUUCCUGACCCCCUGGACCAGAGCACGCCAGGCCCUCCUGUCUUCCACUGCCUCCCGCAGUUUGGUCAAACUCAUGCUGGUAGCUUCGAGAACACUGUCCCACCAUCUCGUCCUCUGCCGUCCCCUUCUCCUUGUGCCCUCCAUCUUUCCCAACAUCAGGGUCUUUUCCAGUGAGUUUUCUCAUGAGGUGGCCAAAGUCUUGGAGCCUCAGCUUCAGAAUCUGUCCUUCCAGUGAGCACUCAGGGCUGAUUUCCUUAAGAAAGAGAUAGAUGGAUGCCAACUAGUAAAUUUCGCUGGCAUCUAUAUCAUGCGUCAUUCGUGACCGUACUGCUUUUGUCUUUUCCGCACAGAAAAUGCUCCAGUGCCCUUACUACUACUUUGACGUGCUCUACAUCCACAACGGCUUCGAGGACAAAGAGGAGGAAACCAGCUGGAAGGUAAACAGAAUUACUGGGCCAGGAAGUGGGAUGGGACCCUGAUGUCCCCUAGAUGUUGCCAGUCAUCCCUCAGCUGCCAGCUUGGCUAAGUUCAGGAGCAGAUUGCUGGCAAGAUCUCACUCCACUGCUGAGAGAGAUGCGCUGAUUGUGGCUGCCAGACUAGUGACUGGGAGCAGCCGCCGAGAACAUAUAACACUGGUCCUAAAGGAUCUUCACUGGUUGCCAGUACUUUUCCGAGCCCCAUUCCAAGUGUUGGUGCAGACCUUUAAAGCCCUAAAUGCCCUCAGCCCUGUAGGCCUGAAGGAUCGUCUCCACCUCCAUCGUUCAGCCCAGACACUGAGGUCCAGCUCCAAGGGUCUUCUGGGGACUCCCUCCCAGCAAGAAAAGAAGUUACAGGGAACUGGGCAGAGGGCCUUCUCAGUGGUGGCACCCUCCCUGCACAACACCCUCCCAGCAGAUGUCAAGGAGAUAAAAAACUUUAUGACUUUUAGAAGACAUCUGAAGGCAGCCCCGCAUAGGGAAGUUUGUAAUGUUUGAUGUUUAAUAAUAAUAAUUUAUUAUUUAUACUCCGCCCAUCUGGCUGAGUUUCCCCAGCCACUCUGGGCGGCUUCCAAUCGAGUGUUAAAAACAAUACAGCGUUAAAUAUUAAAAACUUCCCUAAACAGGGCUGCCUUCAGAUGUCUUUUAAAGAUAGGAUAGCUUCUUAUUUCCUUCACAUCUGAAGGGAGGGCAUUCCACAGGGUGGGCGCCACUACCAAGAAGGCCCUCUGUUUGGUUCUGAUAUAUAUAUAUUCUGAGAUAUGCUGUGAGCAGCCCAGACUGUUCAUCAUCAUCAUGGUGAAAACCUUGGAAUAUGCAGAGACGGCAAAAUUGACAGCGCUGAUGAAAGAUACAAAUUUCGAAUCUUUCACAGAUGACUAGAAACCCUUUCUAGCCUAUAUAUAAAAAGUUUUCCCCUGUGCGAAGACCGCAGUGGGGUUUGAAGUGUCAGAAAAUAGUAGAAAAUAUUUUUACAAAACAUGUUAGAGAGGAUGAAAUUAGAUAAGACAGAAUUGUAAAACAUAAUAAUAAUAAUGAUGAUGAUGUUAUUUGUACCCCUGCUCACUUGCCCCAGUCACUCUGGGCAGCUUCCAGCAUAUACAAAAAAAUAAUGAAACAUUAAAAACUUCCCUAUACAGGGCUGCCUUCAGGUGGCUUCUGCUGCAGAGUUACUUAUCCUUGACAUGCAAUUUGGGUUAUAAACAUCGAUGUUGGGUGAGCAGGAAGUUGCUAGUUCUGUUGAAUUGGAAUACAGUGGUACCUUGGGUUAAGUACUUAAUUCGUUCCGGAGGUCCGUUCUUAACCUGAAACUGUUCUUAACCUGAAGCACCACUUUAGCUAAUGGGGCCUCCUGCUGCUGCCGUGCCGCCGGAGCACGAUUUCUCUUCUCAUCCUGAAGCAAAGUUCUUAACCCGAGGUACUAUUUCUGGGUUAGCAGAGUCUGUAACCUGAAGCGUCUGUAACCCGAGGUACUACUGUACAGUCAUACCUUGCAUUACAGCCGUUUCAGGUUGCGUUUUUUCGGGUUGCGGACCGCCGAAACCCGGAAUUACCGGAACAAGUUACUUCCAGGUUUUGGCAGUCGUGCAUGCACAGAAGUGCUAAAUCGCGCUUUGCGCAUGCGCAGAAUCUCCAAAUCGCAACCCGUGUUUGCGCAGACACGGGUUGCGAACGUACAUUCCGCACAGAUCACGUUUGCAACCCGAGCGUCCACUGUAACAAAUGUAGCUUUCUAUAUGGAAAAAAGAAUAUUAUUAUGUUAAGUUAUAUGUAUAGCUUCCCAGUGGCUGAGGCAACCUAGUCUUGUGGGCGGGGUACAAAUAUUAAAAUUAUUGCCAUCACUAUACCUUUGCGGUUCCUCUCUCCUCUCCAGGAGACCUUUGCUUUCUUCAGCAAUCUGGACAGCAAAGGCACCAACUACAAGUACGAAGUGUCGCUGACCGGGCCGGCGGUGGAGCUGCACAACUGCAUGGCCAAACUCCUUGCCCACCCGCUGCAGAGACCCUUCCAGACCCACGCCUCCUACAGGAUGCUGGAGGAAGAGGAGGCGGUGGAGAUUGAGGCCGUCGUGUGACUUGGGGGGGAGACGCGGACCUGAAGGACACACACACACACACACACACACACACUUUGCAAAACAUCUGGCAGGCCAGCAAACAUAUCUCUGCAGCCCACCUUCCUCGUGCCCUUAGCAUUGUUAGGGAUUUAACUCUCUGGGUGUUUCUUCGGUACAUGCAAGCUGUCUGUCAGUUUCUCCCCCCCCUUCAAAGCAGUUGCCAGAUAUUGCUGGGGGGGCUGGGGGAACGACUUAGGGGUGUAAGAAGUUGGCUACCCUCCUUUUUCGUGGUCCGUAGUGAAGUGGAAGGGAGAAACAGAUGUUGAAUGUCAACUGAUUAAAAAGGCCUUUCCAAUGGUUAAAGCGGCCCGUCUCUGGAGAUUUAUUUGCGUUCUGGGAAUUGCGUUCUUUUUGAAUAAAUUUUAUUAGAUUUUAUAAGGAGAGAUACAUGCCUCUUCUGGUCCGGGGUGACCAGCAGGAAGGAGAGCUUGUUGCUUCAGGAAGCGGGGACACCUUUGCCUCUUCACGACUCUGCCUCCUGGCCUCCCGCCUCUCCUGCUUCAGCUUCUACCUCUGAUUCUGGACUGCUGUCUGCCACACACUCUCCCCGCUCACUAACUCCUGUUAUCCCUUCCAUUUCCGACACCACCUCUUCCCAGUCUUCUCCAUCGUCUCUUUCUUCCCACUCAUCAUCAGCAUCCCACCACCCUGAGCCUUCUUCCUUUCAGGGUUCCCCAGCUGGUUCCUGUAUGUCCAACCAGUCCCUGACAUCUGGCUUAAUGGUUCCUAUUAACCUGGAGACUGAACAUUUACAUGGAGGUUUUCCCCCAAGCAAUCGGAGACUAUGCCUGCAUGCAGCCAAAUUCUCCUCUGCCCUUUUCAGCCCUCUUCUGAUUCUGGGAGAUCAGCAGGGAUGCGAGCUUAUCGCGGCAGGAGAGGAAGACACCCGUCUGACCCAUCUCUGUCUCUUGCCCCCGCUCCCCUACCUCCCUGGGCUCUGAGCCUUCUUCCCUCCAGCUAGUUCCUCCCGUCGUUCCUCUGCGUCCAACCUGCCUGUGACACGGCUCCAGAUCGAGAGGCCUGGAGGGUUACAUUUGUCCCUUGAAGCUGAGAUUCCUCACCCCUGAUCUAGUGAGACAGGGAAAUAUACCGAUUCCAACCAACACAGCAGUCUUCAGUCCAUUCAUUGCCACGCAUUUACUCUGAGCAGAACUGAGUUGCGUGCCACCCCUGGUGGUUGUUUUUCCAAUCGCCACCCGCCAGUCUGAGGCUGAAGCAGAGGGAGAGGAACUUGCCUCCUGCUGCUCCCAGCUCAACUCCUCCCUCUCGCUGAGGACAGGAAACAUGUCCAGGCUGUUUGGAGUUUUGAAACAGGAAAGGACGGCUGCCUGCCAUUCCGGCUGGACCUGCAAAGAGCAGACUGUUUCUCUCUUGCCACCCUCCAGUUUAGCCAGAGGUCAGGAGAAGCUGGAAUGGACAAGGUGAGUGCAGAAAGUUUUGUUUUAUAUCUGAAGGAGCGUCUCCACCCCCAUCGUUCUUCCUGGACACUGAGGUCCAGUGCCGACGGCCUUCUGGCAGUUCCCUCCCUGCGAAAAGCCAAGUUACAGGGAACCAGGCAGAGGGCCUUCUCGGUGGUGGCACCCGCCCUGUGGAACACCCUCUCAUCAGAUGUCAAAGAGAAGAACAACUACCAGACUUUUAGAAGACAUCUGAAGGCAGCCCUGUUUAGGGAAGCUUUUAAUGUUUGAUGUAUUACGGUAUUUUAAUAUUUUGUUGGAGGCCGCCCAGAGUGGCUGGGGAAGCCCAGCCAGAUGGGCAGGGUAUAAAUAAAUGAUGAUGAUGAUGAUGAUGACAGUGGUACCUCGGGUUACAUACGCUUCAGGUUACAGACUCCGCUAACCCAGAAAUAAUACCUCGGGUUAAGAACUUUGCUUCAGGAUGAGAACAGAAAUUGUGCUCCGGAGGCAGCGGGAGGCCGCAUUAGCUAAGGUGGUGCUUCAGGUUAAGAACAGUUUCAGGUUAAGAAUGAACCUCCGGAACGAAUUAAGUUCUUAACCCGAGGUACCACUGUAUUAUUAAUUGUUUUUUUGGGGGGGGGGUUGGGGGUCCUGAGUCUUCUCAGCCCCUUCCUCCUGCCACUACCACUCUCCGGAACUUCCUCCGUCGCUUCCCUUCCUGUCCAAGCAAGGAAUAGUGCAGGAAGAAUCCCAACUACUUGGGAGUACACCCGCCGAAACAAACAGGGGCUUUAGGGUUUUUUUUUUGCCAUGUCCGCUCAUUGCAACGGUCUGUCUCAGACCCUCCAUUGGUCCUUAUUUUCCAGGGAUAAUCCUGCAUUUACAGAAGCCGUCCUGGUUUCUGAGUUGGUCCCAGAAUGUCCUGCUUUUCCUUAGGACGUCCCUAUUUUCAUCAGAGAAAUAUUGGAGGGGAUGGAGUUAUGCGAUUGCCGAGCCAAGGAGAUAAGUCAUAGAAUCAUAGAAUCCUAGAGUUGGAAGAGACCACAAGGGCCAUCGAGUCCAACCCCCUGCCAAGCAGGAAACACCAUCAGAGCACUCCUGACAUAUGGUUGUCAAGCCUCUGCUUAAAGACCUCCAAAGAAGGAGACUCCACCACACUCCUUGGCAGCAAAUUCCACUGUCAAACAGCUCUUACUGUCAGGAAGUUCUUCCUAAUGUUUAGGUGGAAUCUUCUUUCUUGUAGUUUGGAUCCAUUGCUCCGUGUCCGCUUCUCUGGAGCAGCAGAAAACAACCUUUCUCCCUCCUCUAUGUGACAUCCUUUUAUAUAUUUGAACAUGGCUAUCAUAUCACCCCUUAACCUUCUCUUCUCCAGGCUAAACAUGCCCAGCUCCCUUAGCCGUUCCUCAUAAGGCAUCGUUUCCAGGCCUUUGACCAUUUUGGUUGCCCUCCUCUGGACACGUUCCAGUUGGUCAGUGUCCUCCUUGAACUGUGGUGCCCAGAACUGGACACAGUACUCCAGGUGAGGUCUGACCAGAGCAGAAUACAGUGGCACUAUUACUUCCCUUGAUCUAGAUGCUAUACUCCUAUUGAUGCAGCCCAGCAUUGCAUUGGCUUUUUUAGCUGCCGCGUCACACUGUUGGCUCAUGUCAAGUUUGUGGUCAACCAAGACUCCUAGAUCCUUUUCACAUGUACUGCUCUCAAGCCAGGUGUCACCCAUCUUGUAUUUGUGCCUCUCAUAUUUUUUGCCCAAGUGCAAUACUUUACAUUUCUCCCUGUUAAAAUUCAUCUUGUUUGUUUUGGUCCAGUUCUCUAAUCUGUCAAGGUCGUUUUGAAGUGUCAUCCUGUCCUCUGGGGUGUUAGCCACCCCUCCCAGUUUGGUGUCAUCUGCAAAUUUGAUCAGGAUGCCCUUGAGUCCAUCAUCCAAGUCGUUGAUACAGAUGUUGAAUAAGACCGGGCCCAAGACAGAACCCUGUGGCACCCCACUAGUCACUCUUCUCCAGGAUGAAGAGGAACCAUUGAUGAGCACCCUUUGGGUUCGGUCAGUCAGCCAGUUACAAAUCCACUGAGUGGUAGCAUAGUCAAGACCGCAUUUUACCAGCUUCUUUACAAGAAUAUCAUGGGGCACCUUGUCAAAUGCCUUGCUGAAAUCAAGGUAGGCUACAUCCACUGCGUUCCCUUCAUCUACCAGGCUUGUAAUUCUGUCAAAAAACGAGAUCAGGUUAGUCUGACAUGACUUAGUUUUCAGAAAUCCAUGCUGACUAUUGGUGAUCACAGCAUUCCUUUCUAGGUGCUCACAGACUGUUUGUUUAAUGAUCUGCUCCAGAAUCUUCCCUGGUAUUGAUGUCAGACUGACUGGGCGGUAAUUAUUUGGGUCCUCUCUUUUCCCCUUUUUGAAAAUAGGGACAACAUUUGCCCUCCUCCAGUCUGCCGGGACUUCGCCUGUUCUCCAGGAAUUCUCAAAGAUGACUGCCAGUGGUUCUGAGAUCACAUCUGCUAGUUCUUUUAAUACUCUUGGAUGCAGUUCAUCUGGCCCUGAAGACUUGAAUACAUCUAAACUAGCCAAGUAUUCUUGUACUAUCUCCUUAGUUAUUCUGGGCUGUGUUUCCUUUGCUGAAUCAUUUGCUCCAAAUUCUUCAGGUCGGGCAUUGUUUUCUUUAUCGGAGAAGACUGAGGCAAAGAAGGCAUUGAGGAGUUCAGCCCUUUCUGUGUCCCCUGUUUGCAUUUCACCAUCUUCUCCUCUGAGUGACCCCACUGUUUCUUUGUUCUUCCUUUUGCUACAGAAUAUACCCAUAAAAGCCUUUUUGUUGCUUUUAACCUCUCUAGCAAGCCUGAGUUCAUUCUGUGCUUUAGCUUUUCUGACUUUGUGUCUACACGUGCUGGCUAUUUGUUUGAAUUCCUCUUUGGUGGUUUCCCCCCUUUUCCAUUUUUUGUACACAUCCUUUUUUAAUCUUAACUCAGUUAAAAGUUCUUUAGAUAGCCACCCUGGCUUCUUUAGGCACCUUCCAUGUUUCCGUCUGAUGUAGUCACUAGACAACCUUUAGAAGACAUCUGAUGGCAGCCCUGAAUAGGGAAGUUUUUCAACGUUUCAUAUUUUGUUUUUUAUACACACACACACACACACACACACACACACACACACACACACACAUAUACACACAUACAUGGAGCUGCCCAGAGCGGCUGGGGAAACCCAGAGGGGCAGGGUUUAAAUAAGAAAUUUAUUAUUAUUAUUAUUAUUAUUAUUGAAUAGGAUGUCCCUAUUUUCAUUGGAGAAAUGUAGGAGCAUCUGUCCUUGCCGGACCCCACCUGCUCAGGCAACUGACGACAAUCCAUUCCCUUUUCUUUCUUUUGAAUGCACUUAAAUAAGAAGCGUUUCAAGGCAGGAAGCCCUGGCCAGCAGGAUGCAAGGCUCCCUUUCCUGUUUUCCACAGAAACAAUGGACUUACUUGUCCCUACUAAAUCUCUCUCGUGCAUGAAAGCUCCUUAGCUCACCACAAAAGAUCUCUGAUACCGACUAAGGUCUGCAAUUGACCUGACGCCGGCUUGCGAAGGGUCAGUCCGUUGUGCUGCUCUUCCCGUUCCAGACCACAAACUCACUGCUGCCCCAUAAAAAGCAUUAUUCAGAAUAGCGGUUUGCACUACACACCGAGGGAGGUAACUGCAUGACAAAAUGUGACACCGUAACCAUGAAUUGCACACGGGUUUAAAAUCCAGUUAAAACCAUGUGGCUUCAUUCAUUUGACAAAGCGGACAGACUUGAUCCAGGGAAACCAGCUUUCGAUACGAUACAAUACGAUAAUCGUUAUUGUCAUUGUCCCAUCCAGAACAAUGACAUUGAAAAAUUCUACAUCAGACAUUCAAAAACCAACAAGCCUGCUAUUCCAGCUAUCCCAACCUGGUUAGCCCCCUAAAAACUCUUGAUACCCCAUAAUUAAAUACAAUAUACUCCCAUAGAGACUACCUUAAAAAAAAGUAAAGGGACCCCUGACCGUUAGGUCCAGUAGUGGCCGACUGGGGGGUUGCGGCGCUCAUCUCGCUUUACUGGCCAAGGGAGCCGGCGUACAGCUUCCGGGUCAUGUGGCCAGCAUGACUAAGCCGCUUCUGGCGAACCAGAGCAGCACAUGGAAACGCCGUUUACCUUCCCGCUGGAUCGGUACCUAGUUAUCUACUUGCACUUUGACGUGCUUUUGAACCUGCUGGCUGGACAAACAUUCCUCUCCAGGUAUAAACAUGUUCACUCUAGGAAUGUUGUACUUGACUGCUCUUGUGUUUCACACCCCACAUCUUUGAUCGUCCUUGAAUCUUCCUUCCAAAUUUGCUAUCCUCUCCUGCCACACCGGGGUGGCGCACUGCAGCCUUUGAGAACCACUCUAACCAGUGCACCACGCUGCCUUGUCAGGUCUCUUCUUAAGCUCUUGUAAUAAUAGACUUACAAGGGCAGGAUCUCCCCCAUUAUAUGCACGGGCCUUUCUGGAUAAGCGUGGGCUGCACCUGUUGAAUUGCAGCCCGUCACUGCCCCCAUCCUGCAACAGCGCUGACAAUAUCCUUUCUGAUUUUGCUCACGUCCCUGCCUUCUGGGAGCCAGGGGGACGAGGACCCUGCAGGCGAGAGGUUUGGGGGUGAUGCGCCCGACGAAGGAGCAAUCCUCCGCUACGAAGAGCAUAUCACAGGGCUGUUGGUCACCAUUGCCCAUCUCCACGGCCGAAUUGAGAGCCUGCAGCGGAGCAAGGCCAGGUAAGUUCUCCGGAAAAACAAUCUCUCAAAGGACCUGUUGAUGGCAUUUUACCAUUGUACUGCUGAGAGUGUAUUAACUUAUGGUCUGUGUGUGUGGUUUGGGAGCUGCACGGUCAGGGGAAAAACAAUGCUGUCCAGGGUUGUAAACACUGCGGAGAGAAUAAUUGGGUGCACUCUUCUCACCUUGGAUCAAAUCUACGCUUCCAGGUGCCAUAAGAAAGCAGCAGAGAUAGCGCAGGACAGUGUGCACCCCGGAAAUGAUCUCUUUCAGCUUCUGCCUUCUGGAAGAAGGUACAGGGUUAUAGAGACUAGGACUAGCUGCCUGAGAAACAGUUUCUAUCCAAAUGUGAUUUUGGUUUUAAACGCAGUGUAAGGAGUCUCUAUGGGAGUAUAUUGUAUUUAAAAAUGAGGUAUCAGAGUUUUUAGGGGGCUAAGCAGGUUGGCAUAGCUGGGAUAGCAGGCUUGUUGGGUUUUGAAUGUUUUAUGUAGAUUUUUCAAUUUCCUUGUUCUGUAUGGGACAAUGACAAUAAAGAUUAUCGUAUUAUCGUAAAUCGGGGUACAGGGGGGCAAUAAUUCUCUCUGGCACAAAAGCCUCCUGCCUUAAAAGGAUUCUGCACUCCAGGCACUCCAGAGGCAGCAAUGCUUCUGAAUAUCAGUUGUUGGGAAUCUGUGGAACUCCUUGCCCCAUGAGGCAGUGAUGGCCACUAACCUAGAAUCACAGAACUGUAAAGUUGGAAGGGACCCCACGCAUCAUCUAGUCCAUGAAAUGAUGACAUUAGAUCAUUUCUAGAAUAGGAGGGGGGUUGUAAGAGCACGAACAGAGGGGUUUUAUUUAUUUUUUUGGUUGGAUCUGGGUUGAAACGUCUUUCUUUGCAGGGAGGACGACGACCUGUGUUCUGACCUGUGCUCUGAAUACACGGCAAGUCUCCCGCGAUGCUCUCUGCCGUUCCCAAAUCCAGCAGCGGCCCUGCCUCCUCCGGCAGCCCAUCCUGAAAGAGGUAAGGCUUUGCUGAGUCUGUGGAGGCUGGUGGUCUUUCCUCCAAAGACCAAAGCAGGUUCCUUGUCCUCCUCGUUCUUGAAUGAAAAGCUGAACUCACCCUGGGGUUUCAGGCAGGGAGCCUUUCCCCAGCCUAGAGAUGGUAGGAGAUUGCAGUCAAACGUAAUUGUGCUCGAGCGCUAGUUAGUGCAUGAAGCGGUUAAGACCAGAGAGGUCUGUUGCUAGACGCAGCUUGGUCACACCCCCUUACUUCCAGGAGGGAGGAAGUGAAGCUUCAACUUUUUCCUUUCCUCUUCUCGCCGUUCAAUUCACCAGGAUGGAUGCGUCUGAACUGGAUGUGGGUCCGAAAAGGAGACGGUGUUGGUGCCAGGGGUAUCUCCCUUGGCAGGGCUGGCAUUCUAGGGCUAAGGAGCCACCACUGAGAAUGCCCUGACCUUUUCUCCUUACAUAAUAUACUCUGGCAAGCUGCAGACUCUUCCUGGACCAGAUGCAUCCUGGUCCCCCAUUUUGGGGUCAUGCUCCCAUGGCUACCAUCUUUCUAUGCAUUUGGAGGGUCUUCUUGGCCGGUUGCUGCUUUCCAUUUUAAAGGCGCAAUAACUUUAAAAAAAAAAAAUUAAUGAUGAGAGCUUUAUGGAAGAAUGGAUGCCACAGGAGCGGCAAGGAUCCUAAUUGCUAAAAACUGGAAAAAAGAAACUGUGCCAACAAAUAAGGAAUGGCAAGACAAACCGUUAGAGUAUAUUGAACUGGCUAGAUUAACAGAGGCAAUCAGAGAUCACACUAGACAAGAAUUUCAAAAAGCAUGGGGAAAAUGCAGAGAAUACUUCACAAAACAGUGCCCUGAAAUACUUACCUGGACUUGUGGAUGUUUAAGUUAUAGUUAGAAAAAUAUUAAUCAUUAUUCAUAAAGUAAACAGUUUAUAAGAAGUAAAUAAGGAGGCCAAGAUACGGGAUAAAGGAAGUCUUUUAUUUGGUUGUUUGUAUUGUUGUAUGUUAUGCUCAUUGUAUGUUAUGUUCACGUUUAAUGAGGGUGGAUUUGUGUAUGGGGGGGUUAUGUUAUGUUGUAAAUAAAAUUCCAAUAAAAAUUAAAAUUAAAAAAAGAGGAAGAAUGGAUGCCUUUUUUCGGGCUACUUAAAGAAAUAUUACAGCAUGACAAAUUCGUGAGCAGGAUUUGAGCUUUGAGCAGCAGAAGCGAUUAGAUAUAAUAUUGUGGUCAUGAUUUGAUAGAUGGAAGAAAGAAGGGGAAGAAACAACAGCUCAGUGGAAAACGGGGUGGGAAUUCGAUAAAAAUAAGAAAAUACAAAAUUGCGUUCUGGCUGCAUAUGUUAAGAAUGUUUAAACUUAGUAAAACAUAAUUGGAAAAAGAAUACUUUUUAUUAUUUUUAAACACCCAUUCCCUCCUCCCAUAUCUUUUCCAGGCGACCUCUUCCUCGAUGUCCACAAAGCCGUCACGUCCCUGGAGAACACCGUCUUUGCCCACCGGAGCCGCCUCCCCUGCGCCAAGGCCGAGCUGGAAGGAUGCCUGGAGCCUGCAGAGGUUGGCAAAGCCACAUUCCUCCUCCUCCUGGGGCAGGGGCCGUUUGCCAGCCUGAGGGGUCCACAUUCUCUUUCAGGGGAGGAGUGGGAGGGCAUCGCCAAAGGCCAGCACCCGUUUGGUGUCCCUGAGGGGGUUGAAAGGUUAUUGGAAGUUCUUUCUAAGUACCAUAAUAAUUAUGGUUAUUUGUCGGCAGUUUGCAGAAAUCAAUUAUCUCCAAGUGUGGCGGCCUUGAGUUUACAGUUUGGGCUCCAUGGCUACAGUUUGGGAGUCUCCAGUUUGGGAGACUCUCUGCAGCCGCCACCUGGGCUUGCUUGUCAACAGUUCUGAUACUCUCAGUUCAGAUAUAAACAAAUCAAAGCAGCUACCAAAUGGUUUUCCAAACCAGCUGUUUUUUAAGUAGUAGCCUUUCCGGGUUGUUGUUGUUGUUUAGUUGUUUAGUCAUGUCCGCCUCUUCGUGACCCCCUGGACCAGAGCACGCCAGGCACUUCUGUCUUCCACUGCCUCCCACAGUUUGGUCAAAUUCAUGUUCGUAGCUUUGAGAACACUGUUUCACCAUCUCGUCCUCUGUCGUCCCCUUCUCCUUGUGCCCUCCAUCUUUCCCAACAUCAGGGUCUUUUCCAAGGAGUCUUCUCUUCUCAUGAGGUGGCCAAAGUCUUGGAGCCUCAGCUUCAGGAUCUGUCCUUCCAGUGAGCACUCAGGGCUGAUUUCCUUCAGAAUGGAGAGGUCUGAUCUUCUUGCAGUCCAUGGGACUCUCAAGAGUCUCCUCCAGCACCAGAAUUCAAAAGCAUCCAUUCUUCGGCGAUCAACCUUCUUUAUGGUCCAGCUCUCACUUCCAUACAUCACUACUGGGAAAACCAGAGCUUUAACUCUACGGACCUUUUUUGGUACGGUGAUGUCUCUGCUUUUUAAGAUGCUGUCUAGGUUUGUCAUUGCUUUUCUCCCAAGAAGCAGGCGUCUUUUAAUUUCGUGACUGCUGUCACCAUCUGCAGUGAUCAUGGAGCCCAAGAAAGUAAAAUCUCUCACUUUACCAAAUAUAACUGGGAAUCCAAAUUUCAGGAAAUGGAACAUUAAAGGCUUACCUCCCCCUGGGGCUGUGUAAUUAAUCCAUAUGUUGAUUCAACCAGCUGGUCAGACUUAGCAAAGUUACCUUCACUUCUCAGUGGCUGCUUGCAGACUUUAAACUACGUCGCUCCACUCCACCAUAAAUCUCAGGCAAAUAUCCAAGGUUCUUUGGCGUCUCUAGGCAGAAGAAUAGCUUUUGCUGGGUUUCAGGGGCAGCGGCCAAAGGCAGGGGACUAUCUCGGGUGUCGAGAGUUGCCAUCCAGCCAUUUUGGGUGGCUUCAGCAUGAUUUCAAAGAACUUUAGAAGAGCCUCAUAGGAAGGGAGGAUGCUUAAAAUGCCGUCUGGCAACUCCCUGAGUCCUUAUCUGGCUGGGAUAUAAGCUUGUUUUCUGGGAGUGUAUCUUCCUCCCUUAUUAUUUUUUAAAACUCCUACUCACUCUGCUAAGGCUCACAGGAGACUUGCUUCAGGCACCAUCUUCUAACCCGCGAGAGUCGAAGUCAACAUUCUUCUUAAAUUGUGGUGCCCAGAACUGGACACCGUCUUCCAGGUGUGGUCUGCCCAAGGCAGAACAGAAUGGGACUAUGACUUCCCUUGAUCUGGACACUAGACUUCUGUUGAUGCAACCCAGAAUAGCGUUAGCCAUUUUUGCUGCUUCAUCACACUGUGGGCUCAUGUUAAGCUUGCGGUCCACCAAACAGGGGCAGAAGAAGUGCGGUGGGUGCAGGUCGCCCCGGGUGUGACCACUGAGGGGGGUGACAAAAUGUCGGGGGGCACUCACUGUGGGGCCUGCAGCUUGCCCAAGCCACGCAUCUCUCCUGGGAUAGACUUGGCAGCUUGGGUGCGCGCAGGCUCCACGUUGCCCAAACGGUCUGUCCGCUGCCCCCCUCCCCAACUGUAGGGCAGCUGAGUGGGAGGAUGGAGGCAGGCUCUGGAGGCCCCCUGGUGCACUCUGCCCUUGCUGCGCCCCUAUGGGCGGCUUGCCCCGCCCCUGGGCAGAUCAUCCCAGGCGCCUGAGCAGUUUUCUCCACCGCUGCCACCAAGACCCCUAGAUCGUUUUCACAUGUACUGCUAGUAAGCCAGCUCCAAUUUGUGAAGCUGGUUUUUCCUGCCUAAGGACCCUCACGGCCUAGGACCCUCGUACCUACAGGACUGCCUCUCCUGGUCUGCCCCACAGAGGACCUUAAGGUCCAUAAAUACCAACACCCUAGUGGUCCCGGGCCCUAAGGAAGUCAGAUUAGCCUCAACUAGGGCCAGGUCCUUUUCAACACUGGCCCCGGCCUGGUGGAACGCUCUGUCUCAUGAGACCAGGGCCCUGCAGGAUCUGAUUUCUUUCCGCAGGGCCUGUGAGACAGAGUUGUUCCGCCUGGCCUUUGACUUGGAAUCAACUUGAUCCCCUUCCCCUCUUCCUUUUUCCUUUCUUCUUCUGUGAUGGAACUCCUACUUGGGGACUUUCCUGGCUUUGUUCUGGCCCAUGUAGGACCAUUUGGGAUAGUUGGCCUUGGUGAAGAUUUGACAUUUUCAUCCCCCAAAAGUUUUUGAUUUGAGUUUCUACUGAACUGAAGCUGCAUUUUAAUGUUGUAUUUUAAUCUUGUUUUUAAGUUGUAUUUUAAUCAAUUGUUUUUAUACCUGGUGUUAGCCGCCCUGAGCCCAGUCUUGGCUUCUUCUUCUUCUUCUUCUUCUUCUUCUUGGUCUGGAAACCAGGCCUGAUGAGGAAAGGUUGAGGGAAUUGGGGAUGUUUAGCCUGGAAAAGAGGAGACUCAGAGGAGACAUGUGAGCCAUCUUCAAAUAUCUCAAGGGCUGCCAAAUUUAGGAGGGAACAAGCUAGUUUUCUCCUGCUCUGGAGGGUAGGACUCGAACCCAUGUCCUCCAGUGACAAAGAAAGGAGAUUCCAACCAAACACAUGGAAGAAUUUUCUGACAGUAAGAGCUUUUCUACCAUAGAAAGGAGGUGGUGGGUUCUCGUUCCUUAGAGGUUUUUAAACAGAGGUUGGAUGGUCUUCUGUCCGGGAUGCUUUAGCUGAGAGUCCAUCAUUGCAGGGGGUUGGUCUGGAUGACCCUCGGGGGUCCCUUCUCGCUCUACAGUUCUAUGCUGUAUUCUACGUUUCCGAGCACAAUUCAAAGUGUUGGUGUUGACCUUUAAAGCCCUAAAUGGCCUUGGUCCAGUAUAUCUGAAGGAGCAUCUCCACCCCCAUCGUUCUGCCCGGAUGCUGAGGUCCAGCUCCGAGGGCCUUCUGGCGGUUCCCUCACUGUGAGAAGCAAAGCUACAGAGAACCAGGCAGAGGGCCUUCUCGGUGGUGGCUCCCGCCCUGUGGAACGCCCUCCCAUUAGAUGUCAAAGAGAUAAACAACUACCUGACACGUAGAAGAAGUUUUAAAUGUGUGACAUUUUAAUGUAUUUUUAAUCUUUGUUGGAAGCUGCCCAGAGUGCCUGGGGAAACCCAGCCAGAUGGGCGGGGUACAAAUAAUAAAUUAUUAUUAUUAUUAUUAUUAUUAUUAUGCAUUCUAAUUUCCCAGGGCCUGGAAGAAAGCCUGAGGAGAUUCCAAGGAAGCGAGAAAGAUCCCUGGCCCCAGCCGGACCCAGAAGCCCAGAUGUCUGGAGCAGGUUUCCUGGCAGAUGGAAUGAGCAUCUACGAGAGAGAAAUCGCCUUGUACGAAGAGAGGAAUGCCGUGCUCCGUGAAGAGCUGGAAGGCAGGGACGGCGAACUCGACAGAUCAAAAGCUGCCCUCUGUGCUUACCAGGAAGAGAGGGAUAAACUACAGAGGAAGGUGCGGUCCAGCUUUGAGUUCGUUCCUUCGCAUUCCCACAUCCAUUUGAGAAUUCUGUUGUAUUUUUAUAUAACAAGUUAAUUUCGACUUCACCACCUAUUUCCCUUGACGUUUUGACUUCCUACCCUUGAAAUUAAUCUGUUAAAAUCUGUGGAGCUCCCUCCCAUUCAGAUGUCCAGGAGAUAAAGAACUACAUAACGUUUAGAAGACAUCUGAAGGCAGCCCCGUAUAGGGAAGUUAUUAAUGUUUGAUGUUUUAUUAUGUUUUCAUAUGUGCUGGAAGCUGCCCAGAGUAACUGGGGAAAGCCAGCCAGAUAGAUGGGGUAUUAAUAAUAAUAAUAACCCCCGUGAUGUUUUUAUUCCCACCCUUUUCCUACUCCAUUAUAUAGCAUGCUUUUACCCGUUACAGAUUUCCUCUAUUACAAUUAUUUUUAUCCUUUCCUAUCCGCUGCCCCCCCUUCAAUAAAGAGCUCAUCACAUUGACCUCUUACUCUCACACAGUCCAUCAAUUUUAAGCGCCAUUCUUCCUGCGCUGAGAUUCCUCCUUCUUUUAAUUUCUGUGCAUAUAGGAUUCUGGCUGCUGUUGCUGCAUAGGCAAAUAAUUUAAUCAUCAUUUUUGGUACUCCUCCUCCUUCUGGUUGCAGACUCUUCCGGUCGUGUCGGCUAGCUCCGAAAAAUCCAUCAUCUUCAUCUGCCAUUCCUCCACUGUUGGUACUUCUUGUGAUUUCCAAUUUUUGGCCAGCAGUAUUCUAGCAGCAGUUGUGGCAUACAUAAAUAGUCUUAUAUCUUUCUUGGGCAAUUCCAAACCUAUUACUCCAAGAAGAAAGGCCUCUGGUUUCUUAAUAAAUGUAUAUUUCAACAUUUUUCCCCAAUUCAUUAUAAAUCUUUUCCCAGAAGUCUUUCACCUUGGGACAAGUCCACCACAUACGGUAAAAGGUUCCUUCUUUUUCUUUAAAUUUCCAACAUAGAUUAUCGCUCUUAUGAUAAAUCUUUGCUCAUUUUACAGGGGUUAAGUACCAUCUGUACGUCAUUUUCAUAACAUUUUCAACAUUUUCUUCAUCUCAUUAUGUAUCCUUUCCCAAAACCCCUUGUAUUCCGUUCUGUUUUUUUAAAGUUCUCGCAAAAACCGUACCAUCAAGUUACCUCCCUGUCUCUUUAGCCUCUCCAAAUGCCUCGCGAUGCCGCAGAGCAAUGCGAGGUGUUGGGGCGACUCAGGUAGCGCAGCGAUGCGCAUGGUGAGUGUUUAUCUUGUGUUUCCCUCCAGGUCAAAGAUCUCCAAGGGGCCCUCUCUGAGAUGGAAGCACUUCCCUACGGAGCCACCAGCCCGGUCAGGGAGAAAGAGUCCUUGGGAUUGCAGGUGAGUGUUUUGGCAUCCAGGAAUGGCAUAUACAGUGGAUGUUCAGGUUGUGAAUGUGAUCCGUGCGGGAAGCACGUUUGCAACCUGCAACACCACAUCUGCGCAUGAGCAGGUCAUGAUUUGGUGCUUCUGCGCAUGCGCAAAGCACGAUUUAGCACUUCUGCACAUGCGCAAGCGCCAAAACCUGGAAAUAACUCGUUCCAGCACUUCUGGCUUUGGCGCGGUGCACAACCUGAAAUCGUGCAACCCGAAGCGUCUGUAACCCGAGGUAUGACUGUAUUGAUGAUCACCAAUUCGGGCAGCUUAAAAGAGAACCUUCCUCACUAGACUCUGCAUCAUUGCUGGGACUCGGGUGGCGCUGUGGUCAAAACCUCUGAGCCUCUUGGGCUUGCCGAUUGGAAGGUCGGCGGUUCAAAUCCCCAUGACGGAGUGAGCUCCCAUUGCUCUGUCCCAGCUCCUGCCAACCUAACAGUUCGAAAGCAUGCCAGUUCAAGUAGAUAAAUAGGUAUCUUAGCGGCGGGAAGGUAAACAGUGUUUCUGUGUGCUCUGCUUUCCAUCACGGUGUCCCAUUGCACCAGAAGCAGCUUAGUUCUGCUGGCCACAUGACCCGGAAAAUUGUCUGCGGACAAACGUCAGCUCCCUCGGCCUGAAGCAAGAUGAGCGCCACAACCCCAGAGUCGCCUUUGACUGGACUUAACCGUCCAGAGGUCCUUUGCCUUUGCCUUACGCCACUGCUCUCUCAUGAAACUAGAACUUGCAGACAACUAAAAAUAUUCAGGACGGGCAGAAGAAAGGACUGGGAACUAUAGUUUGCUCAGAGUGCGUUGUCAGGAGAAGCCAGUUCCCUUCAGAGAAAUGCAGUUUCACGAGUGGUUUAACUAUCAGUCCCUCUUUCUCAGGGGAAACCUGUAAAUUGUAGCUCUCUUGGCUUAAUAGGGUCUCCUAAGAACGUUCAGCAGCCUGAACAAACUACAGUUUCCAGGGUUCUCUUGGGGAAGCCCUCGCUGGUUAAAGCAGUGCAAUGAUACUUUACAGAUCAAGGGCAAACAGAUUCUAAGGAAAUUCAGAAAAAAGAUGUAAAUUUGUUUAUGUACGCCACAACGGCUGCGAGAAUACUCCUGGCCCAGAAAUGGAAGCAGCAGGAACUUCCUACAUUGGAAGAUUGGCAGAUAAAGAUGGUAGAAUAUGUGGAGAUGGCAAAGCUGACAGGGAAGAUCCGGAAUCGGCGAGACGAACUGUUUCAGAAGGACUGGAGCAAAUUUAUAUUUUAUAUGAAAGAAAACUGUAAACAUUUGAAAACGUUUGUAGGUUUGAAUUGAAAUGCUUUGUCAUGUGAAAAUAAGGAACCGAUUUACAUAUGUAAUUUUUAUAAAAAAAGAAGAUUUAAGGUUAAAAAGUGGCUAUAGAAAUGCGAGAAUUUAUUAAAAGAUGUUUGGAAGUCAGAAAGAGGGAGGGAAGGAAGUCGAUGCUCUGUUUGAGCAAUGCUUUAUGUUAUAGAUUUGUGUCAUGAUAUGUAGUUAAAUGGGGACGGAGGUGGCGCUGUGGGUUAAACCACAGAGCCUAGGGCUUGCCGAUCAGAAGGUCGGUGGUUAGAAUCCCCGCAAUGACGGGUGAGCUCCCGUUGCUCGGUCCCUGCUCCUGCCAACCUAGCAGUGCGAAAGCAUGUCAAAGUGCAAGUAGAUAAAUAGGUACCACUCCGGUGGAAAGGUAAACAGCAUUUCCGUGCGCGGCUCUGGUUUGCCAGAAGCGGCUUAGUCCUGCUGGCCACAUGACCCGGAAGCUGGACACCGGCUCCCUCGGCCAAUAAAGCGAGAUGAGCGCUGCAACCCCAGAGUCGGUCACGACUGGACCUAAUGGUCAGGGGUCCCUUUACCUUAUGUAAUUAAAUAUGGAAAACUCAAUAAUAAUUUUUUUUAAAAAAGGAGCAAACAGAUUCUAGAGCUCCCUUCCCUUCCUGCUGUACAUAUUUACUCUUUCUUUUGGAAUAUAUAUCACAAAGAGGACUCUGCCUCAAGCUGUCUUGCUUUGCCCUGCAGGACCCACUCGUGCCAGCCCCCAACUUUGCCUGCUGUUUCCGAGGCGCCCCCAGCGCCCACCCCGCCUGCUGCCUGCACCCCGGGCAAGGCCCACCUUCUGAGGAGACCCCCGCGAAAGGCAUGGAAGAUCAAAGGCAGGAGCUGCGUGGGUAAGGGUGCCCCGACUAUUCUCUCUCGCUUUCUUUUUUAAAAUCGUUUUAUUUAGAAAAAAAUUUUGCGAGUCAAACUUGCCAGUUCUAUGUUUUGGGUCAGCUUCAGCUGACGCAAUAUUUGGUACCAUAUCUUCGCGUCAUUUUUGUGCAUAUAAUAUUCUCAUUAAAGAAAUCAAUUUACCUGUUUCUAUUGGGGAUACCUGUAUGAGUUGUCCCUACUAAAAAGCCUUCUGGACUUUUGGGGAGAGUUACCUUAAAUACCUUAAAUAAAAAAAUCUUGUUAUAAAGAAUCUCCCCAAAGUCCUUCACCACAUCCACCACAAAAUGAGACAACUUUCCUCUUAUUCCCUCACGAGCCAGCAAAGUUCAACCUCCUGGGGCUCAGAGGUGAGAUCAAACUGGCGGAAGCACCCUGAGCAGACACUGCUUUCCCAGAAUCGCAGGCUGGUAGAGCUGGAGGGAAAAACAAGGGUCAUCUACUCCACCCCAUGCAAUGCAGGAAUCUCAACACAGAACCACAGAGUUGGCCACAGAGCCUGCUCAGUCCUUUUGGGGCGAGAAGGACUUGCCCCCUUUUGUUUCGACUCAGAUUGAUUUUUCUUCAUAAUAAUAAUAAUAAUAAUAAUAAUAAUUUAUUUAUACCCCACCCAUCUCUGGGCGGCUUCCAACAAAAUAUUAAAAUACAGCAAUGCAUCAAACAUUAAAAGCUUCCCUAAACAGGGCUGCCUUCAGAUGUUGUCUAAAAGUCAGGUAGUUGUUUAUCUCUUUGACAUCUGGUGGGAGGGCGUUCCACAGGGCGGGUGCCACCACCGAGAAGGCCCUCUGCCUGGUUCCCUGUAACUUGGCUUCUCGCAAUGAGGGAACCGCCAAAAGCCUUCGGAGCUGGACCUCAGUGUCCGGGCAGAACGAUGGGGGUGGAGAUGCUCCUUCAGAUAUACUGGACCGAGGCCGUUUAGGGCUUUAAAGGUCAGCACCAACACUUUGAAUUGUGCUCGGAAUCGUACUGGGAGCCAAUGUAGGUCUUUCAAGACCGGUGUUAUGUGGUCUCAGCGGCGGCCCCCAGUCACCAGUCUAGCUGCCUCAUUCUGGAUUAGUUGUAGUUUCCGGAUCACCUUCAAAGGUAGCCCUACAGAGAGCGCAUUGCAGUAGUCCAAGCUUUCUUCUGAGAAACCCUGAAACGUCCAUCCCUCCAAGGAUGCAAAUUCCCCCACCUUUUUCAAAGUGUUUGGCUCAAUUUCUGUCGGCACUCAGCGCCCGAGUUUGCUAUUAGCGGGAGCUGCGGGGACAGCCGAAUUGUGCUGAGAGUCUGCUUCCCCCCCAUCCAGAUUCACCGAGAAGCUCCAAGGCCUCAACCAGCUGCUCACAGCGACGCUGCAGGAGUCCAAGGGUGACAUGGAGGGCAUCAGUUUGCUUCUGGGGCAACGGGAAUCUGAGGAGACCGCCCUGCGCUUGGCUGUCCGGUGCAGGUGAGCAGAGGUGUCAGCGACGGAGCAUGCGCUUUUCAAAACGGCUUGCGAAAUCGUUAUUUGUUUUGUGAAAUUUGUGCACCUGUUGUGGAGCGGCUGGAGGCAAGGGAAUAGAGGGAGGCACCGGCUGAGAGACCCCCAAGGGAAGAAAGCUCAAAGCCCGGGGAGGCAUGGCAAGUCGAUGGUGAGUGGUCAGAGGUGUGGGAUGUGAAACACAAGAGCAGUCAAGUACAACAUUCCUAGAGUGAACAUGUUUACACAUGGGGAGGAAUGUCCAGCCAGCAGGUCAACUUCCUGUUUCCUUCUGGGCUGGGACAGACUUCCUCUGCAUGUGACUAGAGGAGGGCGUGGCCUCACCUGUGCAGGUAAUGACAAAAGCACAGGGCAGGGCAGCCAUCUCUCUCUCUUUGACUACAUGCAUCGAAGAAGCAACAUCAGCUUAGCCAAAGAUGCUCUCUUGGCCAAGAGAGGACAAAGGGACUGUCUCUUUAUGGGAUAGUUUCCAGGUGUGUGUUACCUUUCUAAGCUAAGUCUGCCUUCUGGGAUCCGAUUGUGAACAGAAUGUGAGUGAGUAAACUCUUUUUAUACUUUUAUAGAAGACUGUGUCGUGUCUUAUCUUUUAUGAGGGAAUAAGGGGGAAAUACCAGAACAGUUAUUAUAGAGGCUUUAGCGAGCCUGAGCAAAUGCAUCCGCUGUGAGUUUAAACAGGGGAAUGUUACUCUGCUAAAUUGUGAACUUGUUAACACAAGCUGGAAAGGCUAUAAUCAGACAAUAUAUCCUAUCCUGCAUCCCUGAACAUUCCCACAAGAGGGAGAAGAUUGGGGAGACAAGGUGUCAGAAGCUGAAGAGGCAGGGAGAGUCUGUGGCAGAGAGCAGUCCAGAAUCAGAGGUGGAAGCUGAAGGAGAAGAAGAGGAGUUUGUGGCUAUAACCCAUUAAUAAACCUUAUUCUUCGUGAAUUUGUCCAAUCCUCUUUUAAUGGCAAGCUGGUGGCCACUGUUGAUGGGGAGGAAGGUCAUAGAUGUCUCCCCCUCCUGCUGCAACAAGCUCCCCUCCCCGCUAGUCUCCCAGAACGAGGAGAGACGUGAAAAGGGCGGAGGAGAGGUUGGUUUUGCGCAGGCACAGUCUCCGAUUGCUUGGGAAAACGCCCAGAAAGCAGGGAGCUUAGAUGGCUGUGGGGGGAGGUGGGGGCUUUCAGCAACUGAUCCAUUGGGCAUGGCUUUCCGAGAAAAACCUCCUGAGCAGACCUUGUUUCCUCUAAUAAAGAGCUGACUUCAAUUUAUUGCUGGAGUGCUCCUGACAGAGCCGCUCGCUGGUCAAGGAAGACCCACAAAAAACCCUCAAAGCAGUUUGCAGGAAAGGUAGAACCAAGAAAAGACCAAAUAUCGGAAUUUUACAAGUUGCUUGGGUGCUUUGCAAAUUAAUGCAAGGAUCUUUGCAUUUCCUGGAUUUCUCAGUGAACGCUGCUUGGAGGCCUACGAGGCGCUGCUAUCCUUGACAGCAACAAAACUACACCUGGAAACAGAGGAAGGAGGAGAGGAUGGAGGCCUGUGCCAUGCAGGUGAGUCACCGUGGAGGUUUUUGAUGUUCUCUUUCAAAAGUUUACAAACUUAAUAAAAGGUAAAGGCACCCCUGACCAUUAGGUCCAGUCGUGGCCGACUCUGGGGUUGCGGCGCUCAUCUUGCUUUAUAGGCUGAGGGAGCCGGCGUGCAGCUUCCGGGUCAUGUGGCCAGCAUGACUAAGCCACUUCUGGCGAACCAGAGCAGCACACGGAAACGCCGUUUACCUUCCCGCCGGAGCGGUACCUAUUUAUCUACUUGCACUUUGACGUGCUUUUGAACUGCUAGAUUGGCAGGAGCAGGGACCGAGCAACGGGAGCUCACCCCGUCGCAGGGAUUCGAACCGCCGACCUUCUGAUCGGCAAGCCCUAGGCUCUGUGGUUUAACCCACAGCGCCACCCGCGUCCCUUUAAACUUAAAUAAUACACAAUACUGUUUUCCAAUUAAUACUCAUUUAUCAAAUGACUUCCCCUCUCCCUUCUCCAUGGUUUCCCCAUAUUUUCUAAUAUUGCCGCAUCUUCUAAUUAUGUUAUGCCCUAUCCUUUCCACUUGUCCCCAGAUAUUUUUUCUGCUUUUCUUCAUUCAAAUCCUACUUGCAUUUUUACAUGUGUACAAUAAACUUAUUCUACAAAAUAAUACAAUAAACUUAUUCUACAAAAAGGUCCCAAUCCUUCUUAAAAACUGUUUCUUCUGGACCUCUAAUUUUCAUGGUUAAAUUUGUCAAUUCGGCAUAUUCCAUCAAUUUUAACGGCCACUCUUCUUUUGUUGGUAGCACCUCAUAUCGCCAUUUCUGCAGACCCUACAAGGAUCCCUAUUUUCCAAGGACAUCCCUGAUUUAGAAAAGCCGUCCCGGUUUCUGAUUUGAUCCCGGAAUGUCCCCCUUUUCCUUAGAAUAUUCCUGUUUUCACUGGAGAAAUAUUGGAGGGUAUGGAGUUAUCCAACCCCUGAGCCGUCUGAAGGCAAUCCUGUAUAGGGAAGUUUAAAUUUAUUUAUUUUCGUGUUUUAUUAUGUUUUUAUAUAUGUUGGAAGCUGCCCAGAGUGGCUGGGGCAACUCAGUCAGAUGAGUGGGGUAUAAAUAGCAAAAUCAUUAUGGAAUGGGAUGUCCCUAUUCUCAUUGGAGAAGUGUUGGAGGGUAUGUUUCUGCACAUAUAGCACCUGUUUUCAAUGUUCUCACCUUACCUGUACAGGCGUCCAUUGUACGUUGACAGAAGCGGUACCAUAACACUAUAAACUGUCAUGCCUCCCCCCACAAAAGUCCUGGGAACUGUAGUGAGUUAAUGGCGCAGAGGGUUGUUAGGAGACACCCCCCCCCCCCAGAGCUACAGUUCCCGGCGCUCCCUGCAAACAGGGAUUGAUGGUUAAACCGCCAUGCAGAACAAUGAGGACUGGAAACUUGUGCAAGCCAAGGCAGCCUCCUGUGUCCAGAAACAUCUGCUUCCUGGCUCUCUAACGAAUUUUUGGAGGGCAGCUGUCGACGUAAAACGCUUAACCCUCUUUCCGCCCUUCCUCCCUAUCGCAGGGCGGUUGUCGGAGGUGAAAUUGGCAGUGUUGGGCGAAGCCUAUCGGUCUCUGCGACGUUGCGGCCAGGAUGUUUCUGGGAGGCCUGGUCUCAGCUGCUUGGAGCAGAGGUGAGGAAAAGGGAGCUCAGAUAAUCAGCCUUGCAGGAUCUGCAUGGGAUGGUGAGGGAGGAGAAUGAGCUGUGAGGCAAAUCAUUAUUAUUUAUUAAAUUUGAUGAAACUUGGUCCUCCUCCUUUCUGUACAUAAGGGAAAUAGAUAACAAAUUUCCCCCAUAAAUUUCCAGGCCCUUGAUCAUCUUGGACACCUUCCAGCUUGUCAACAUCCUUCUUAAAUUGUGGUGCCCAGAACUGGACAGAGUAUUCAAGAUGUGGUUUGACCGAGGCAGAAUAGAGUGGGACUAUGACUUCCCUUGAUCUAGACGCUAGACUUCUGUGGAUGCAGCCUAGAAUAGCGUUAGCUUUUUAUUUUUACUGCUGUGUCACCCUGUUGACUCAUGUUGAGCUCGAACCCAUGGCUUCAAGCUGCGAGAUAGGAGAGUCCAACUCAACAUCAGGAAUAGCUUUCUGACAGUAAGAGCUGUCUGACGGUGGAAUAGUUUGCCUUGGAAGGCUGUAGAUUCUCCUUCCAGCGGUUCUCAACCAGGUGUUGUUGGACUACAACUCCCAUCAUCCCUGAGCUCUGGCCUUGCUAGCUAGGGGUGAUGGGAGUUGUAGUCCAACAACAUCUGGGGACCCACAGGUUGAGAACCGCUUAAACAGAGGUUGGAUGGAACCAGGGAACCAGGCAGAGGGCCUUCUCGGUGGUGGCACCCGCCCUGUGCAAUGCCCUCCCACCAAAUGUCAAAGAGAAAAAUAACUACCAAACUUUUAGAAGACACCUGAAGGCAGCCCUGUUUAAGGAAGCUUUUAAUGUUUAAUAGGUUAUUGUAUUUUAAUACUCCGUUGGAAGCUGCCCAGAGUGGCUGGAGAAACCCAGCCAAAUGCGUGGGGUAUAAAUAAAAAAUUAUUAUUGUAUUAUUAUUAUUAUUAUCUGUCCCGGAUGCUUUAGCUGAGAUUCCUGCACUGCAGGGUCUCUUCCAACUCUACAAUUCAUAGAAUCAUAGAAUCCUAGAGUUGGAAGAGACCACAAGGGCCAUCGAGUCCAACCCCCUGCCAAGCAGGAAACACCAUCAGAGCACUCCUGACAUAUGGUUGUCAAGCCUCUGCUUAAAGACCUCCAAAGAAGGAGACUCCACCACACUCCUUGGCAGCAAAUUCCACUGUCGAACAGCUCUUACUGUCAGGAAGUUCUUCCUAAUGUUUAGGUGGAAUCUUCUUUCUUGUAGUUUGGAUCCAUUGCUCCGUGUCCGCUUCUCUGGAGCAGCAGAAAACAACCUUUCUCCCUCCUCUAUGUGACAUCCUUUUAUAUAUUUGAACAUGGCUAUCAUAUCACCCCUUAACCUCCUCUUCUCCAGGCUAAACAUGCCCAGCUCUCUUAGCCGUUCCUCAUAAGGCAUCGUUUCCAGGCCUUUGACCAUUUUGGUUGCCCUCCUCUGGACACAUUCCAGUUUGUCAGUGUCCUUCUUGAACUGUGGUGCCCAGAACUGGACACAGUACUCCAGGUGAGGUCUGACCAGAGCAGAAUACAGUGGCACUAUUACUUCCCUUGAUAAAUUCGAUGAUUCUAAGCGCAGAACCUGACAUUUGUCCUGGCUGAAAUUCAUUUUGUUAGUUUGCAUGAAGUUCUCCAAUCUGUGGAAGCCAUCUUGAAUUCUGAUUCUGUCUUCUGUGGCCCUGAGAGUCCUGGGCUCAAUCUGUAAUUGUCUGGGGCUGAUGAGAGUUAUAGUUUGAAAUAUUUAGAGGGUGCCAGGUCGCGGGAACCUGAUUCUCCCUCCCUUUCCCAUUCAGGUUCUCAGAGCUGCGCCGUUCGGAAGAGGGCGACAGGAAGGUGUUGCGGGGAUACAUCCGGCGCCUGAGAGAGGAACAGGCCUCCCUGAAGCUCCCGCCCUGCCGGCCACCUCCCGGGCCCGAUUCUGCCGCAGCCAGAAUCACCUCCCGGAUCGGGACCAAGGUGGCCGCGGUCCAGAAAGCCUUGCGGGAGACGCUUCCCUCCGAGGCAGCUCACCCCAGGAUGGAGAAGACACGUUUGCUGCAGGAGUUGCAGGAGGCGAGGGUGAGCGAUGGGAGAUUUGGAAACUCUUGCGCAAAAUAGUCCACAAUAAGUUUCUAGUCCUUAGUGGGUUUUUUUAUCCCAUUAACCCAUUGUGUCUCAGCCGAGUCUGAUAAUUUUUUCAGCCUUUCCCCCCGUAGCAGGUGGGGCUGAAUCUCUCCUCCUGUCCUCCCUGGCGGCAAGUCAGUAGGUCCAGCCCCCAAUCCGGCGUCAAGACACGAGUCCAAAGUCCAAAGCGAAGCAGAUCCUGGAGCAUUCAAGACAAGAUCCAUCAGCGUGGGGCAACUGAGCAGACACAGCCCCUCCAUUCUGCUCCCUUUUGUACAGACAUAGCCAAACUCGGACCUCCAGAUGUUUUGAGACUACAAUUCCCAUCAUCCCUGACCACUGGUCCUGUUAGAAAGGGAUGAUGCUCCCAAAACAUCUGUAGGGCCGAGUUUGCCUAUGCCUGCUUUUGCAUUUUGCAUGCCAAUUCAAGCAUCUGGGGUCGACGAGGCACAUGCAUUGCAGUGGGGUUGGGCUGGAUGACCCUCGAGUCCCUUCCAAUUCCCCAGCUCUGUUAUUCUGUGGCCCUCAAAACAACACCACCACAAACUGGCUUAUAAGUAUGCGGAGCGCAACCCGAAAAUACUUAUCCUGAAGCAUAUUUAUCCCAAGGUAUGACUGUAUUGGGACGCGGUGGCGCUGUGGGUUAAACCACAGAGCCUAGGAUUUGCCUAUCAGAAGGUCGGCGGUUCGAAUCCCCGCGACGGGGUGAGGUUCCGUUGCUCGGUCCCUGCUCCUGCCCACCUAGCAGUUUGAAAGCACGUCAAAGUGCAAGUAGAUAAAUAGAUACCGCUCCGGCGGGAAGGUAAACAGCGUUUCCAUGCGCUGCUCUGGUUCGCCAGAAGCGGCUUAGUCAUGCUGGCCACAUGACCCGGAAGCUGUACGUCGGCUCCCUCGGCCAAUAAAGCGAGAUGAGCGCCACAACCCCAGAGUUGGCCACGACUGGACCUAAUGGUCAGGGGUCCCUUUACCUUUUUAAGACUGUAUUGAUAUCGUAUCAUUGUAUUUGGUCAUUGUGUUGCCUUGGAUAUUACUGACUAUUGUUUGCAACACAGGGGUUAAAUUGUUUAGUUCACUAAUCCUGCCAGUUCACGACAGCUCCCAGUUCUGAUCUCAGGAGGCCUUGGGCGACCUCAACACGUGCUUGCACCUGACGGAGAAGGAGAAGCAGAGACUGGAGCUGCAGAUGUACACUUUUCGGGCUCAGGAAGCCGCCUGCCUGCUGAUGGCCCGGAUCCUGCAAGGGGAGCGCGAUGAGCUUCGCGGGCAGCAAACGGCGUCGACAGGAAGCAGCAGCAGCAGCAGCAGCUGCAGUGGAGAGGACUCUUCGGAGGUAAGGCUCACAACUGAUCGGUAGACUGUGCUUAUUUUUUCCCUUUUGGGCAAAAAUAAGGAUUCCCCAAAAGGUAAGAGAGAUCUUUUUAUACGCUACGGUCACAGCAAGAGUUCUCAUUGCGGCAAGUUGGAAGAGCGACAAAGUCGCCCCCCCCCCGCGAUUCCCAAGCCUUCCCCAAGCCGUUGGGGUAAGGGGGGAGCUGUGCUUCUUUGCCGGCGGCCUUCCCCUCUCCUCCCUUCGUUUUGACAGCUGGGGGGAGGCUUGGGAGUCGGGGGGGCGGGCAGCACACCGUUGCCCCCCCAUGCUCCUGGAGGAGAGCAGGAUGUGGCUUUCUUCGACGGGGGAAGAAGACUCCCCCUCCCUCCCUGCUUGACAUUCCCUUUGGAACUGUAAUAGCAUCACCUCCAUUGGCAUAUUGCAGAAAAGGGGAAGGGGGGGCUGAGGGGGAAAUGUCUGGGAAUCCCAAAGUCUAAACUCAGAGACUUUGACUUAUGUCUCGCGGGUACCACUGUAUUAUGCAUUUCUGAAUUUCAUAUUACCUUUAAUUGUCCUUCGCUAAUAAUUCUCCUCAUUAUCUUUCUUGCAAUAUUUCAAAUAAUUCACCUUACGAAACUUCUUGCAAACCUACUAGCAUAAUCGGUUCAUCACAAUUGCUUUUCAAAUAGUCCGUAAAUUUACUCCAGUGUUCUGAGAAUCUCUGGUCCCGCAGGUUUCGAAUCCUUCCUGUUAAUUUAACCAAUUCUGCAUAGUCCAUCAGUUUCGUCCUCGAAGAAUGGAAGACGAAAGUGGGCGCUCCUUUUCAUUCAUGUUUCCUCUCUGUGGCAUUGCAGGACUUUGUCCCCCUCUGCACUUCCAAGAGGAACGCUUCCCGGUCUUCUGAGGAUGGUGGAGUAGAGCAAUCCGGCGAGGAAGGCAAGACGGAGGCAUUGAAGCUUCUUAACACUCUGACGCGGUGAGUGCGAUUCAGCUCACCGCUUGCAGUUCCCUGGUUUUGAGGGUCCACAAAGCGCUUAUUCCUGUGUGGUGGGCUUGCAAAGCAGCUAAAGGCUUUUUCCGGAAAAGGAAUGCUUAAAAGGACGGUCCCUUAAAAAAAAAGACCAGAAGCGUUCCUUUUAGGAAUCAGUGAGUCAGAUGUACCAAAGAAUCAAAAGAAUUUAUUUUUAUAUGCAACUACUGGUGGCCGAAGGGGAUGCGGGUGGCGCUGUGGGUUAAACCACUGAGCCUAGGACUUGUUGAUCAGAAGGUCAGCGGUUCGAAUCCCUGGGACGGGGUGAGCUCCCGUUGCUUGGUCCCUGCUCCUGCCAACCUAGCAGUUCGAAAGCACGUCAAAGUGCAAGUAGAUAAAUAGGUACCGCUCCGGCGGGAAGGUAAACGGCGUUUCCGUGCGCUGCUCUGGUUCGCCGGAAGCGGCUUAGUCAUGCUGGCCACAUGACCCGGAAGCUGUACACCGGCUCCCUUGACCAGUAAAGUGAGAUGAGCGCCACAACCCCGGAGUCGGCCACGAAUGGACCUAAUGGUCACGGGUGCCUUUACCUUACUGGUGGCCGAAUCUUAAAGGCUGGGAAAUCAGCGAGUCUAACCAGUAGAAUGAGAGCUCAAGAGGAAACUGUGUUCAAAGAGGAUUGUGAUUAAUAAUGCAUGAAUAAAUAUAUAAUAAUAAAUGUAUUGGAGGCAAAAAGGUGCCGAGUCCUCUGUGAGGGCACCGCAGCUGUCUCGGUGGAAAUUGGGGGGGGGGGGGCAGGAGCCCCUCUGCCCAAAUUGCCCAGCCUCACUGUCCAUCAUCAUCAUCAUCAUCAAUAGAAUUGUAAAAUUGGAAGGGACCACGAGGGUCAUCUAGUCCAACCCCCUGCAAUGCAAGAAUCAUUUUCCCAAUGUGAAACUCGAACCCACAACCCUGAAAUUAAGAGGCUCACACUCUGCCAACUGAGCUAUCCCAGUUAUUAUUAGAACCAUUGAAUCAUCGAGUUGGAAGGGACCCCAAGGGUCUAAUCUGCUGCAAUGCAGAUCCCUUACCUUUCCCGCCCCGACCUGGCCACAGUGAUCCAUGCAACGGUCACCUCCAGGCUUGACUACUGUAAUUCGCUCUACGCAGGGCUGCCCUUGAAGCUGUCCCAGAAACUCCAGCGGGUGCAGAAUGCUGCAGCGAGGCUCCUCACGGGGUCUCUGCCAUGGGAGCAUAUUCACCCAGUGCUUUACCAGUUGCACUGGCGCCUGGUGGAGUACAGGGUCAGGUUCAAGGUGCUGGUUUUGACCUUUCAAGCCCUUCGCAGCCUAGGACCCUCGUACCUAUGGGACCGCCUCUCCCGGUAUGCCCCACGGAGAGCCUCAAGGUCCAUAAACAGUAACACCCUAGUGGUCCCGGGCCCUAAGGAAGUUAGAUUGGCUUCAGCCAGAGCCAGGGCCUUUUCAACACUGGCUCCGGUCUGGUGGAACACUCUGUCUCAUGAGACCAGGGCCCUGCAGGAUCUGAUUUCUUUCCGCAGGGCCUGUAAGACAGAGUUGUUCCGCCUGGCCUUUGGCUUGGAGCCAAUUUGAUUGCCUCCCUUUCUUUUUUCCUUUCCUUCUCCUCCUGCGAUGAGGCUACAUUUUAAUAUUUUAAUGUUAUAUUUUAAUUUUGUUUUUAAGUUGUAAUCAUUCAACUUGUUUUUAUUAUUGCUUGUAAGCCACUCUGAGCCCGGCCUUGGCUGGGGAGGGCGGGGUAUAAUAAAAAUAAAAAUAAUAAUAAUUAUUAUUAUUAUUAAUGCAGGGAUCUCAGCUAAAGCAUCGAUAAUAAUAGUAUUAUUAUUAAUUAAAUUUGAGUACUGCCCUUCAUCUGAAAAUCUCAGGACAGUUUGCAGCAUAACAAUAAGAAAGAGAAAAACACCAAAUACAUAAUGAAAGCAAGAACGAAGCAAACCAAUAACUCCCCCUCCCACUGAGUGCCAACCCACUGAAACCUGUGGGUCUACUCUGAGCCAGGCAUGGUGGGUUUACAACCCCAGAUUCUCCUGCUAUUACGGGCAUCAAUCUCCCGCCGGCCUGCUCCGGUUGCAGAGAGCAGCAGGUACAAAAUUCCCUCUAUGUUCUCCUCUAGCGUAAACGGCAGGAUCGAGGAGCUCAGAGACCGGAUCAGCUCCCUUUUGGCUGAGCUGGAAGAUAGAAGCCAGGACAGCAGAGCUCAAGAGGCGCAGCAGAUGGAGCUUACGAGGGACUUUUUCAAAGCACACAGGUAAGUUUGGAUUGGGGGGGGUCCCCUCUCCCCAAAAAGGCCUCUGAACCCCAAGAGACCCCUGGCGCCCCCUUAUCUGGUCCAAGCUAACCAGCGGCUUCUCUGAAAUCCCCACAAAAGGUAACCAGCCCUCUAUUCAGAAUCACUGAGGGCUGGAAUCUUGCUUUGUCUGAAAGGGAAAGACCUGCUUUGAAUGCAGAAGGUCAAUCAUUGGUGGGGAUGUUGCCCUGCCCGAAACCCAGGGCAGCCACUGCCGGCCAGUGUUGGCAAAACUGAGCUAUAGAGACUCAAAGUGUCUGACUCAGGAGAAGGCAGCUUCCUCUAGACUAGACUAGAAACUGGCUUGCGUUUUUUCCUGGUAAAGGUUGCAGCUGAGCUGCGGGACACCUGCUUUGCUUGCAGAAGGUCCCAGGUGGGGACGGGGAGAAAGACUCCCUCCCUGAAACCGCAGAGAGCUCGUGCGGCUGGCCAGUGCGGACCAUACUGAGCUAAACACUGAGCGCCGAGGGCCUUCUGGCGGUUCCCUCACUGCGAGAAGUGAGGUUACAGGGAACCAGGCAGAGGGCCUUCUUGGUGGUGGCUCCCGCCCUGUGGAACGCCUUCCCACCAGAUGUCAAAGAGAACAACAACUACCUGACAUUUCGAAGGCAUCUGAAGGCAGCCGUGUUCAGGGAAGUUUUUAAUGUGUGACAUUUUAACAUACCGUAUUUUUCGCUCUAUAAGACGCACCAGACCACAAGACGCACCUAGUUUUUGGAGGAGGAAAACAAGGAAAAAAAUAUUCUGAAUCUCAGAAGCCAGAACAGCAAGAGGGAUCGCUGCGCAGUGAACGCAGCAAUCCCUCUUGCUGUUCUGGCUUCUGGGAUGGCUGCACAGCCUGCAUUCGCUCCAUGAGACACACACACAUUUCCCCUUACUUUUUAGGAGGGAAAAAGUGAGUCUUAUAGAGCGAAAAAUACGGUAUUUUUAAUCUUUGUUGGAAGCCGCCCAGAGUGGCUGGGGAGGCCCAUCUGGCUGGGCGGGGUACAAAUAAAUUAUUAUUAUUAUUAUUAUUAUUAUUAUUAUUAUUAUUAUUAUUAUUAAAUGCCAUCCCGUCUGGCUCCACCGUUUUCUCCUUUCCCCCUUCCCCUCCAGCGCCCUCGUCCUCGCCUACCAGAACGGCCGCAAGAAGCAGGAAGCCCAGCUGCACCAACUGGAGACGCAGAUCAGUAUGAUGGGUCAACGGCAGGCUGGGCAGUUGCAGUCGCUGGUGCGAAUCCUCCGUGGUUUGGAGGGCAGAGCGGGCAGCCCAGCCUCCACUUAG
Podarcis lilfordi (Lilford's wall lizard) is the source of this 36982-nucleotide messenger RNA. Lineage: Eukaryota; Metazoa; Chordata; Lepidosauria; Squamata; Lacertidae. The record is from the annotation of a GenBank genome assembly.